AUGCAUUCGACGACACAGCAAAGUUACGUAGGCAUCCUCUCUAUUGGGAAGAUGGGCGCGGGUAUCGCGAAGCUUCUUAAGGCCUACGGAUUCAACGUUGGCACAAGUGGUCGUAACAGAAGUCCAGCUACCAUUCGACGGGCUGAGGAAGCGAACGUGGAGGUCCUAUCCUCCGACAUCGAACUAGUGGAGAAAGAGUCGGUGAUCCUCUCCGUUGUGCCCCCAAGACAUGCGAUUAAAACGGCGCAGCGGGUCGUGGACGCCUUACACGACCUUGCCACUCGUGGUUCACGACCGGGUAGCCCCUUGUACUUCAUAGAUCUCAACGCCGUUGCACCAUCAACGGUUCGAGGAAUAGCCGAGCUCUUCACCUCGACCGCCUUGCCUACAACAACCAUGAGUGGUGUUGAGCAUGGCUUUAACGGUCGAUGGGUACAAACGCGAAUCCCCAUUUCCGGCCCUCGCCACAUCACUGAGUUACCCAUUCACGGGGAGAUACUUUAUGCGGCGCUGAACAUGCGUUACUUGGGCAGCGAAGUGGGAGCUGCCAGCGGACUGAAGAUGUGUUACACAACCAUGUUCAAGGGAUACAUCGCAGUCGCGGCGCAAGGCUUCACCACAGCAGAGCGACUCGGCCUGCUCGACGCACUCAAAGACGAGCUGCAACUACGUCUCCCAGACCACUUGCGUCUAGCAAAGAGCGGUGUCGUAGUCACGCCGCCGAAAGCAUACCGUUGGGUGUUCGAAAUGGAAGAGAUAGACCGGACUCAUACCGAAGAGGGUGGGUUUGAUUCGGGCUUAUUCCAGGGAGCUGCAGGAGUGUUUCGUGGCAUAGCGGAAGUCAGCAGUCUUGGUGAAGAAAAGAUUGGGAGUAGAGUCCGAGGCACUACCAUGGAAGACUUUGCUGCCACACUCGCAAGGGAUUUAGAACAUAGGGCAGUUUGUCGCCAGACUCCCCGGGAGAAAGGCGACAACCGUUAG
This is a messenger RNA of Colletotrichum phormii, 981 nucleotides long. RefSeq names its product 6-phosphogluconate dehydrogenase. NCBI's taxonomy places the organism in Eukaryota, Fungi, Ascomycota, Sordariomycetes, Glomerellales, Glomerellaceae. The coding region runs from base 1 to 981 and encodes 326 amino acids. The transcript is spliced from 3 exons. The record is from RefSeq and is a predicted model, not a curated record. Gene Ontology annotation, molecular function: oxidoreductase activity, acting on the CH-OH group of donors, NAD or NADP as acceptor.